AUGGCCGACCAGAAUUCGGAAGUAAAAAAUAAGUAUACAUGGAACGCUGAAUCCUCAUUUACUUUUAUCACACAUGGGAGUAAUACCACUACCACUACCAAGCAAUACUCCACCAAGGACCAGUGCGACUGUACUCUUCUGGAUCCAAGAAGACUUGGAGGGAAGAAAAACCCCGUGGAAUAUAACUCCCGUGAACAGGGGAACGUCACGGUGAGCUGCGCGUUUGGAACGACAAGGCGAGGGCUCAAGAUGUGCCUACGAUUGUCGUGGUUGGUGGCACCUCGUAAGUAUGUAAUUUCGGACGACGGGAAGCUUUGA
Molecule: messenger RNA, 318 nt
Organism: Coprinopsis cinerea okayama7#130
Lineage: Eukaryota; Fungi; Basidiomycota; Agaricomycetes; Agaricales; Psathyrellaceae
Exons: 3
Coding region: 1-318 (105 amino acids)
Source: RefSeq, a predicted model, not a curated record